Messenger RNA from Cylicocyclus nassatus, 753 nucleotides. The record is from the annotation of a GenBank genome assembly. Lineage: Eukaryota; Metazoa; Nematoda; Chromadorea; Rhabditida; Strongylidae.
AUGACAGAGUGGGUUUUGGCUUUGAAAGAUUUCAAGGCGCUCGGAAAGGAAUCAAGUUCAUCGAGGGGAAGAACCGAGUUGCAAAUAGUGUGGUACCUGCUUUGCUACUUGACCGUUGUUUCAGACCGCGUCGUAAUGUUUUUCAAAGAACAGAAUCUUAUGAAGAGUGUGCGCGAAAUGCUCGGACCACGUGCCAGAGGCAUGCAGAGAUUUGAUUUCUCUCGCAAUACUAAUAACCGCAUGAACAAAACAUGGGUGGAAGUCAAUAAUUAUAUCAAGGUCCCACGUGCUGACAAGCCUGACAAACGUUACGAAAAAAUCCAUACUUUGCUUGAAGCACUGAAUCUUCAUAAAUCUGGAAGCCUGAAUGAGUUCUUGAACGUAUUUGGCAUAAAAGUAGCUGUGGCACCUAAGGAAGUUGACGGCAUCAGGCGUGUUGCUCCUGGAAUUGUCUUCGGACAUCAGUGUGAACCUGCUAUCGAUGGCUUCAAGUACAACUGGCGUCAAGAUCGUAAUACCCAGUAUGUGAAUAGCGCUAGUGUUGAGCGCAUAAUCAUUAUUCAUAGCGACAACACAUACCGAGAACCAAAGGAGUUGAGGGCCGCAUUGGAGCCAAUGUACAGAAAUCGUGGAAUUAAAUAUAUUCGCUUUGAAGAUGUCUACAUCAGGAGAGGUAGGGACGAAGACAUGGAAAAAGAGUUGGAAGAGCUGUUCAAAAAGAAUAAGGGAUCGAAAUCACUGUUGAUCACUUAA